GCGCGCUGUCAGUGUUGAAAAGGGUAGCAGAAGUGUUCAGUUUAGGAGAAAAAAUCAGUUUUCUUUUUUCGAGAGUUCUUGUCUUGAAUUCUUGGCGAGUUCUUGUAGUCUGUAUACGUGUCAGAGGACGACAUUAAUACGUUAACGGAAGGACUACACGAGUAUUAAAAUAGAUUUUCCGAAUUGCCGGAAUAGAUUCCAAAUUAAUAUUAAUUUUGUUUCAUCGAAUUAUUAUUGAUUAAUUAAUAAUAGUUGACUGUGCAUUGAAAAGUAAUUUUUGAACAGUAGCGCAAUCAACAACUUACUGAUCCAAAAGUUGUAUAAAUUUGAGUGCUAAUAACGAGAUAUUCGAAAUGGAUUAUUCUUUCUUUAAGACGGAAAUCUCUAAACGCAGGCGACCUGCCACAACGCGAGAGCUAACCAAAAUAGCGUAUUCUGCGCCGACAAGUACCAUUUCUUUGGCAGAGGGAAUGCCCAAUGAAAGUACGUUUCCGUUCACGGAAAUGUCGGUUAAACUCUACGACGGUUUGUCCUUCACUCUCGACAAAAGUGAAUUAGGCGCCGCUCUUCAGUAUGUACCAACGCAAGGUUAUCCUCCUUUUGUUGAGGCCCUGAGGGAAUUCCAGAGAAUGGCACACGCGCCACCCUUAUGGGAGAGCCGUGACAUAGUCGUCGUUUCAGGGUCUCAGGACGGGCUUAGCAAGACUCUGGAGGCUAUAAUCGGCACUGGUGAUCCGAUUUUGGUUCCCGACUCCUUCUAUCCCGGCGUCGAAGUUGUGGUAUCACCACAUCAAGCGGAGUUCAUAACGAUCCUGCAGGACGACAAUGGUCCUAUACCGGAAAUACUCAGGGAAAUUCUUGGAAAUCGGAUGCUUUCUAACGCGAAAAUGCCGAAAGUAAUGUAUAUAAACGCUACGGGCACAAAUCCUACCGGUAUUAUUAUACCUUUGGAAAGACGCAAAGAAAUCUACAGGAUAGCCUGCGAAUAUAACUUCUUGAUACUCGAUGACGACCCUUAUCAUUUUAUGCAUUUUGAAAAAGAAGAACCCAAGUCAUUUUUAUCACUCGAUACAGAGGGUCGAGUCAUUAGGUUGGAUACAUUUUCGAAAACGAUCAGUAGUGGCAUCAGAAUAGGCUUUAUAACCGCUGCGGCUCCGCUGAUAGCCAGCAUAGAGCUUCACCUGCAGAGCAGCCAUCUUCAUGCUUGUACAUUAUCUCAGGUGUUGUUGUAUAAGCUGAUGAAAAUCUGGAGUUAUAAUGGUCUGAUGGAGCAUUAUAUGAGAUUAAGGCAUUACUAUAAGCAGCGAAGAGAUACUAUCUCGGCGCUGGCACACAAGCAUCUCGAUGGUUUGGUAGAUUUUAAUGUACCACAAAGUGGAUUCUUUUUGUGGUUAAAAGUACGAGAAGUCAAGGAUACAUGGAAGAUGCUAAUGCAACGGGGAGUUGCUGCAGGCGUCAUUUUGACGCCAGGAGCAGCAUUUAUGAGAGAUUCCUCGAAACCUUGUAAUGCAAUCAGAGCAAGUUUUACCAAGGUUUCCUAUAAGGAAAUGGAUCUGGCAAUGCAACGAUUGGCGCAAUUAAUUCGGGCAGAGCUAGCCGAAAAUUACAACAUGGAUACGUGAUAAUAGUUAUAUAUGUGGACGAAUGAGAGUAUAACUCAUGAAAAGGAAUGUACCGAACAUUGGUAGAAACGCGAAUCUGUGUAAGACCAAAAUGAGUUUUAUACAUUUUCGACGUUCGUAGUACAUGGUUCUGAAUUUCGUUAGUAGAGGACAUUGCAUGACCAAAACUGCCUAUUUGCAGUAACGUUUAACAAUUAUUAAAAUUUUUAAACAUUAUGAUAUAAUUAAAAUAAAAGUAGAAAACGUAAGUUUUUCAUUGUUUCAUAACAACAUGUUAUGAUUAUUUAUGAUAUUAAUUUGAUUGAUAUCAUAAAUUAACAACUUAUUUUAAUAUAUUAGAUUUCGUUAAAUCAAGCAUUUUAUGUCAUCACUAUUUUUAUCUUUAUAUAAACGUUUGCGUAAAACAAGGGAAAUUGUUUAAUAAAAUAAAAUAAUAAAAUUUUACUUUUUUUAUGUAGAAUAUCUUUAAUAUGACAUUUUUAGACAUCUAUAAUAUCUGAUAUGACAUUUUAGACAUCUAUAAUACCUGAUAGUUAUUAAAUUGAAAACUAUUAUUACUUCUAUGAUAUAUUAUCUGCAG
Linepithema humile (Argentine ant) is the source of this 2202-nucleotide messenger RNA. RefSeq names its product kynurenine/alpha-aminoadipate aminotransferase, mitochondrial-like. Gene Ontology annotation, biological process: biosynthetic process. Gene Ontology annotation, molecular function: pyridoxal phosphate binding; L-kynurenine:2-oxoglutarate transaminase activity. The record is from RefSeq and is a predicted model, not a curated record. NCBI's taxonomy places the organism in Eukaryota, Metazoa, Arthropoda, Insecta, Hymenoptera, Formicidae.